Hansenula ciferrii is the source of this 2103-nucleotide messenger RNA. RefSeq names its product Long-chain-fatty-acid-CoA ligase (gene FAA3). Lineage: Eukaryota; Fungi; Ascomycota; Saccharomycetes; Phaffomycetales; Wickerhamomycetaceae. Gene Ontology annotation, biological process: long-chain fatty acid metabolic process. Gene Ontology annotation, molecular function: long-chain fatty acid-CoA ligase activity. The coding region runs from base 1 to 2103 and encodes 700 amino acids. Gene Ontology annotation, cellular component: membrane; endoplasmic reticulum. The record is from RefSeq and is a predicted model, not a curated record. The transcript has a single exon.
AUGGUCUUCCCACCACAUUAUCAAAUUGGUGAUUCCACAGUGGAUGUCUUUAGUAAAUUACCUUAUCAACCGGAAAAAAUUUCAAAAUCUUUACCAAUAUUAGGAACUUCCAAACCAGGUUAUUCUCCAAUUUAUAGAAAUGAAUUAGUUAUUGAUGGUGAUUUAAUAUAUCGUCCAAAUAUUGAAACUUCAACUGUGUUCCAACUUUUUGAAUCUGAUGUUGGAAAAUUCCCACAUAAUAAAUUUCUUAGUGUUCCAAAUCCAAAUAAUAGUACUGGUAAUGGGUAUGAUUAUUUGACUUAUAAACAAGUUCAAACUUUAAGAAAUCAAUUAGGUUCAGGUAUCUUAUACACUUUAAAUCAAAUUUCCCCAUCAUAUAACAAUGAUUUCAUCUUAUCAAUUUAUUCACCAAAUAGAUAUGAAUGGACUUUAUUAGAUUAUACAACUCAUGCCUUUUCAAUAACAACAACUUCUCUUUAUGAUACUUUGGGUCCAGAUUCAAUAAAAUUCAUAUUAAAUCAUACAGAAAGUCCUGUUUUAGCAUUAACAGGUUCUAAAUUGGAUCAUAUAUUAGAUUUAAUCAACCAAGCUGAUCCCCAAAAUCCAUCAUUACCAUUUUUAAAACUUUUAAUAUCAUUUGAUCCAAUCACCCUAAACCAAAAACAAAAAGCAGAAUCAUUAGGUUUAAAAUUAUUCACACUAAAUGAAAUCAUUGAAAUUGGUAUCAAAUCACCACAAUCAUUAAUCCCACCAACUCCAGAUUCUAUAUUAACAAUUUGUUAUACAUCAGGAACAUCAGGAACUCCAAAAGGUGUUAUUAUAACUCAUGAAAACGUCUUAGCUUCCAUAAUGUCAAUCCAUGCAACUGUAGAUAUCCAACCUGGUAUUAUGCAUUUUUCAUUCUUACCAGUUGCUCAUAUCUUGGAAAGAGUUAAUUUAUUCUUAGCUUCCCCUGUGGGUGGUACUGUUCAUUUCCCUAAGAUUAGUUCAGAUCCAAAAACUUAUUUUAAUGAUAUUAAAUCUAUAAAACCAACUCAUAUGACUCUUGUCCCAAGAGUUUAUAAUAAAUUAGAAUCAUUAUUCAAAACAAAGAUUUAUUCAACAGGUUCUUGGUCAAAUAGAUUAACUAAACGUGCUAUUGCUUAUAAAUUAGAUAAAAUUUCUAAAAAUCAAGAUCCAACUCAUCAUUUUUAUGAUUCAAUAGUUCAUAAAAAGGUCAAAUCACUAUUAGGUUUUGAUAAUGUUAAAUAUUUUGUUUCUGGUGCAGCUCCAAUAAGUGGUGAAACUUUAUUAUUCAUUCGUGCUUUGUUCAACGUUCCUAAGUUUCAUGAAGCUUAUGGUUCAACAGAAACAACUGGUGGUGUGUUCUUGAACUCUGGUAAAGAAUUGAAACCAGGUACAGUGGGUCCUGUGGUACCAUCCGUGGAAUUUAAAUUAAAAGAUGUUGAAGAAAUGGGGUAUACAUUUAAUAAAAACCGUACUGGUGAGAUUUUAAUUAGAGGUCCACAAGUUUUCCAAGGUUAUUAUAAAGAUCCUGAAAAUACAAAAGAUGCAUUUGAAGAAGGUGAUUGGUUCAAGACUGGUGAUAUUGCACGUAUUGAUGAUCAAGGUAAAGUUUAUAUUAUUGAUAGACGUAAAAAUUUCUUUAAAUUAAGUCAAGGUGAAUAUAUUGCACCGGAAAAAAUUGAAAAUUCUUAUGUUUCUGGUAAUAGUGAUUUUAUUACUCAGAUUUGGGUUUAUGGAGAUUCUUUACAAAGUUCAUUAGCUGGGAUUAUUGGUGUUGAUUUAGAAACUCUUGGUGCAUUCUUGGUAAAGAAUGGGUUAGAUUCUAAUAUUAUUAAAAAUGAAACUAAAACCCAAGAGUUAUUAAAAUCUAAAGAUUUCAGGAAAUUAGUUUUGAAAAAUAUAAAUUCAAAAGUAUUAGGUUUACAAGGUUUUGAAAAAUUGAAAAAUAUAAGUAUACAGAUUGAUCCUCUAAGUUUAGAAAAUGAAACUCUAACUCCAACUUUGAAAAUUAAAAGACAUGUUGCUAAAAAAUAUUUUAAAGAUACAUUAGAUUCAUUAUAUCAAGAAGGUGAAUUAUUAAAUGGUGGUAAAUUAUAA